GUCCGCGGCUGCAUGCGCGCCGCCGCCAGCCUCAGCGUGCCGCUCGAGGUCAAGGUCAAGCAGGGCACCGCCUGGGAUCAGCUGACAGAGGUGGCCGAGUGAAACACCGCUAAUCCAGUGACGUCAUCACCAGGGUGCGAUGACGUCACUGAACGAGAGCGCGGUCGUCGCGUCCGACGGCUCUAUGGGCCUGGGCACGCAGAUCUUCGUGGGCACCUUCCUCUCCAUCAUCAUCGUGAUGGCCGUGUCGGGCAACAUCCUGGUGUGCGUGGCCGUGCUGACGGACCGCAACCUGCGCAAGGUCGGCAACCUCUACAUCGUGUCGCUCAGCUUCGCCGACACCACGCUGGCCGGCCUGGUGAUGACGUUCGCGCUCGCCAACGACCUGCUCGAGUACUGGCCGUUCGGCAGGCAGUUCUGCGACGUCUGGAUCGCCUUCGAUGUCAUGUGCAGCACGGCCAGCAUCCUCAACCUGUGCGCCAUCUCGCUCGACCGUUACAUCCACAUCAAGGACCCUCUGCGCUACGGUCGGCUCGUCACCAAGCGGGUGGUGUCGCUGAGCAUCGGCGUCAUCUGGACGAUGGCAGUGCUGGUGUCGUUCGUGCCGAUCUCGCUGGACCUGCACCGGCCACCGCCGCCGCGGCCGCCGCCGGUGGACGAGCGCGGCCUGCCGCAGUGCGCGCUGGAUCUCAGUCCGCUGUACGCCGUAGUGAGCAGCUCCAUCAGCUUCUACAUGCCGUGUAUGGUCAUGCUGGCUAUUUACAGCAAGCUCUACCUUUACGCCAAGCGUCACGUGGAGAGCAUCAAAGCGCUGAGCAAGCCGGUGACGUUCGGCACCAUUGACGGCGUGGCGCCGCCGCCCGCCUGCAAUCGCUGUCACGUGUCAGAGGGCAAGGCGGCCACCACCGUCGGCAUCAUCGUGGGCGUCUUCCUCGUGUGCUACGUGCCCUUCUUCUGCGUCAACAUCGUGGCGGCCUUCUGCAAGACGUGCAUUCCGCGGCUCGCCUUCCAGACGCUCUCUUGGUUCGGCUACAGCAACAGCAGCUUUAACCCCAUCAUCUACUCCAUCUUCAACGUGGAGUUCCGGGAGGCGUUCGCGCGCAUCCUGGCCAAGGUGCGGCGCGCGUGCGUGCGCCUGUGUCAGCGGGCAAGCGCUCCUGCCAGGCCGCGCCAGGCGUCUCACUGUAAGUCGGCCACGUCACUGAGCCGCCUGAGCACGGGCACGGUGCCGGCGCAGGCGGCCGAGGUCGACGCGCCGCUGGUGGAGCGCGUGUCGGCCAUGUGA
Messenger RNA from Pollicipes pollicipes, 1285 nucleotides. Its product is annotated as dopamine receptor 1. Gene Ontology annotation, biological process: positive regulation of MAPK cascade; adenylate cyclase-activating adrenergic receptor signaling pathway. Gene Ontology annotation, cellular component: plasma membrane. Lineage: Eukaryota; Metazoa; Arthropoda; Thecostraca; Pollicipedomorpha; Pollicipedidae. The record is from RefSeq and is a predicted model, not a curated record. Gene Ontology annotation, molecular function: octopamine receptor activity. Bases 140 to 1285 code for a protein of 381 amino acids. The transcript has 2 exons.